AUGAGAGUUAUUGAUGGUCCUCUUAUUCCUAUGAUGAAAGAUGAUGAAGGGAAAGUCAUUCCAAAACCCAAGGCUCACUAUGGAGAAGUUGAUUAUAGAAUGCUCGUAAAAAAUGCUAAAGCUAAGUGCAUCCUUGUAUGUGGACUUGGACCUGACGAGUUCAAUCACAUUUCUAGUUGUACUACAUCGAAACAAAUUUGGGACACACUAGUCAAUGUACAUAAAGGAACUUCCCAAGUAAGAAAAUUUAGAAUUGCUAGACUAUCAUCUGAAUAUGAAGCAUUUAAGAUGGAGAGUGGUGAAUCACUUCAAGAUAUGAUUACUAGAUUCACUACUACUGUGAAUGAGCUGGUGUCUUUGGGAAAGAUAUAUACUACCAAGGAACAGGUGGAUAAAGUGCUGAGGACUCUACCUAAGUCGUGGGAGAUCAAGAUCACUUCAAUUAGAGAAGCAAAGAAUUUGACAACCAUAAGCUUGGAUGAACUUGUAGGAAAUCUAAAUACUUAUGAGAUGAAUGUUGAUAACACAAAAAUGAGUAAAAGAAGCAAAGAUAUGAUUUUUUCUUUCAAGGCAACUAAGAGUGAUGAAUCUGAUCUGGAUGAUGAGGACAUAGCCGUGAUCAACAAAAAACUCAGAAAGCUCCUCAAGAAAGGUGGAAACUAUGAGAAAAAAUUGCCCCCGAUUUUUGUUGACAUUGUUAUGUAUGCUGCUUGGGGAAUAGGUUCAGACAACUCAAUUGAAGAAGAUAUAAAAGAUGUUGCUUUGAUGGCCAUGGAGGACUCUGAAUCAGACAUUGAGAAAAAGGAGGUGAUAGCCUCAGUGGCCAUGAGUAUCGAAUUUGCUUCUCUUAGUGUGGUGUAUGCCUUCACAGUGUUUUAUGAUGUCAAAAGGCGGAAUUGCAUACUUGUAUCUUGGCCAUAUCUUGAGUCCACUGAUUCAUCGCGGAGGGAGAAAGCGACGCUGGUGGUACUCGCCGGAGCACUGAAUCGCAGUGGAGUGAGAGAGAAGCGACGUUGGUGGUGCACCCCGGAGACCACUGUUUCACAUUGGAAUGAGAGAGAGAGAGAGGUGGCAGUGGUCAAUGUAGAGGAGAACGAAGUGGGUGAUGGUGCGAGGUCAUGGCGACUAAGAGGUUUUUCGGCCAGAUCUGAUGCACUAAAUAUAAGGGGUCAUUUGUGUCACAUUUUCGCUUAUAAGAAUGUGUUUUUUUUCUUGUUGCAAAUUAAAAACCGUUUGUUUGUCUUUGGCAUGACUCUAAAAUUGGUUAAAUGGAGUUUCUUGUUUUUGGUCUUAAACCAUAAUUUUCAAAACAUUGAGGGGUGUUUCGACUCCAUUAUUAGUUUCGGCGAUUCGCUUGCUGACACUGGAAAUAAACUUCAUAUCACUCUAAACAAAAUCCCUCCUUCCCAUUUCUCCUUGCCACCUUAUGGUGAAACCUUUUUUCAUCAUCCUACUGGUCGCUUUUCUGAUGGACGUCUUGUUAUAGAUUUUAUUGCUGAGAGUUUUGGGCUCCCAUUAGUGCCACCAUAUUUGGAAGGAGAAGAUGAAAGGAAUAAUGUAAAAUUCAGGCAAGGUGUGAAUUUUGCAGUGGGAGGGGCAACAGCACUUGAUUCUGCCUACUUGUUGGACAAGGGAGUAACGUCCAGUAACAAUGUGUCUUUGGGGACUCAACUGAAUUGGUUCAAAGAUAUGAUGUCUUCAUUUUGCAAAUUUCCUUCAGAAUGCAAGGAAUUUCUUCAAAACUCAUUGAUACUUAUGGGAGAAAUUGGAGGCAAUGAUUUCAACUAUGGUUUUCUUGGAAAUAGCACCAAGGAAGAGGUUGAAUCAUAUGUUCCAGCAGUCAUCAAGACUAUUAGUUCAGCUAUAGAGGAAUUAAUCGAGUUAGGCGCAAGCACACUGUUAGUUCCAGGGGAUUUGCCGAUUGGAUGUUCAUCAGCUUAUCUCACAAAAUUUAUGCACUCAGAUAAGGGACAGUAUGAUCCCAAAACUGGUUGUUUAAAUUGGCUUAACAAAUUCUCACAGCAAUACAAUGAGCUUCUUCAGAAGGAACUUCAUCUUCUAAGAGACCUUUAUCCUACUGCUACAAUAAUCUAUGCUGACUACUACAAUGCAGCCAUGCAAUUUUAUGCCUCUCCAAAGAGCCAUGGUUUUAGAAAAGGAGCUUUAGUUGCAUGUUGUGGGGCGGGAGGGCCAUACAACUUUAUGUUUUCUACAAUAUGUGGGGAUCCAGCUGCCAGAAAUAUUUGCAGUGACACUUCAGUGUAUGCUAGUUGGGAUGGAAUGCAUUUUACAGAAGCUGCAUAUAAAUGGAUUGCCACUGGACUUUUAAAAGGCACUUUCACUUUUCCUCCCCUCCCUAAAAUAUGCACUGAUCGUUUCAAUCCAAAUGUAAACCAAUUUUAUGAUUCUGACUUGUUUGGUGUGAGAUAUAAAGUAUAAUAAUUU
This is a messenger RNA of Solanum verrucosum, 2445 nucleotides long. RefSeq lists its product as uncharacterized. The transcript is spliced from 8 exons. The record is from RefSeq and is a predicted model, not a curated record. Gene Ontology annotation, molecular function: hydrolase activity, acting on ester bonds. Bases 1 to 2439 code for a protein of 812 amino acids. NCBI's taxonomy places the organism in Eukaryota, Viridiplantae, Streptophyta, Magnoliopsida, Solanales, Solanaceae.